Suncus etruscus (white-toothed pygmy shrew) is the source of this 1906-nucleotide messenger RNA. RefSeq names its product centrosomal protein 57 (gene CEP57). The record is from RefSeq and is a predicted model, not a curated record. Gene Ontology annotation, cellular component: centrosome. NCBI's taxonomy places the organism in Eukaryota, Metazoa, Chordata, Mammalia, Eulipotyphla, Soricidae. Gene Ontology annotation, molecular function: identical protein binding; gamma-tubulin binding; microtubule binding. The transcript is spliced from 11 exons. Bases 49 to 1560 code for a protein of 503 amino acids.
GGACGGGGAACGGAGCGUCGAGGCCUCGGCGCGGCGGGCGGCGGGGAGAUGGCGGCGGCGGCCGUGUCGGCGUCGGCGUCGGCGUCGGCGCUCUCGAGCAGUGUUGCUGAGACAGUGAAGUCUGUUGGGAACGUGCUUCACCACUCCCCCUCUUCCUAUGUGGGGUACCCACCUGAUAAGCCUUUCCUCAACUGUGACCUGCGGCGCUCCCCGAGCAAGCCUACGUUCGCCUACCCUGAGAGCAACAGCCGAGCCAUUUUUUCUGCUCUGAAGAAUCUUCAAGAUAAGAUUCGGCGCUUGGAACUGGAAAGGAUUCAGGCAGAAGAAAGCGUGAAAACCUUGUCUAGGGAAACCACGGAAUACAAGAAAGUCCUUGACGAACAAAUACAGGAAAGGGAGAACUCAAAGAAUGAGGAAUCGAGGCAUAAUCAAGAACUGGCAUCUCAGUUACUGGCUGCAGAAAAUAAAUGUAACCUUUUAGAAAAGCAGUUGGAAUAUAUGCGAAAUAUGAUAAAACAUGCUGAAAUGGAGAGGACGUCUGUCUUAGAGAAACAGGUUUCCCUAGAGAGAGAGCGACAGCAUGAUCAAACACAUGUUCAGAGCCAGCUGGAAAAAUUGGAUCUUCUUGAGCAGGAGUACAACAAGCUCACCACAAUGCAGGUCCUUGCGGAAAAAAAAAUGCAAGAGUUGGAAGCAAAACUCCAUGAAGAGGAGAAGGAAAGGAAACGUAUGCAAGCUAAGGCAGACCAGUUGCAGACUGGUUUAGAAGCAAAUAGACUUAUUUUUGAAGAUAAGACAGCUCCCAAUGUUCCCAGUGCAAGGAGAAUUAAAAAAAAGAAGUCCAAGCCACCAGAAAAGAAAGGGCCCAGGAACUAUUUUUCUGCACAGCCACAUUACAGAUUGUGCUUGGGCGAUAUGCCAUUUGUAGCUGGAAAGUCCACCAGUCCGAGUCAUGCUGUGGUAGCCAACGUUCAACAUGUCUUGCAUCUCAUGAAGCAGCACAGUAAAGUCUUAUGCAACGAGCGGGUAGUCAGCAGUAUUCCUCUAGCCAAGCAGACUUCCCUGCGAAGUGUCCGGAGUAAGAAGUCGGACUCUGCAACAUCCUGCAGCAGCAUCAGUGAAGAGCUGUCUGAGGUCCUACAGACCCUGCAGGAUGAGUUCGGGCAGAUGAGCUGUGAUCACCAGCAGCUUUCCAAACUUAUCCAAGAGUCACCGACUGUUGAACUGAAAGACAACUUGGAGUGUGAAUUAGAAGCAUUAGUGGGAAGGAUGGAAGCAAAAGCGACUCAAAUAACUAAAGUCCGCAAAUACCAGGCACAGUUUGAGAAACAGAAGACAGAGAAGCCAAAGAAGGACUUAAGAACCACCAGGAAAUCUCUCGAGGAAGAAGGAAGCAGCAGUCGCUGGUCUGGAAACUCAAACUCUGGGACCACAACUAACAAGAGGGAUCUCACCAAAGCAAGACCUGGGGAAAAGAGCAGGAAAAACCUUCAGUUACUGAAAGAAAUGCAAACCAUUCAGAAUUCCUUACAAAGCAAUAGUUUGUGUUGGGAUUACUAACUGGUACCGGGUCAUAAAUUUUAUCCAGAAUAAUCUGUACCUCAUCCGUCAGACGUGGCCAGUUUCCUUUCCAGUCUCCCCUUCUGUUGUGUUGGAAUCACUCUGCAGGCAGGUGCUUGGGCCAAGCUUACUCCCACACUCAGUUUGCAUCGCCAUGUGAUUGACCGAUGAGAACCAGGCAGUCUGCAGGCCAGAAGCCCCCAACUCUUGAUUAAGUUUCAGGUGAACCUGUUUUUCCUCUAUUUUGCACUUUGUAACAAAUUAAUUUUUUUUUAUUUGUGGAUGUGAUUUUUUUAUACAGUAGUUCUUUAUACAUCUGAAUAAAAUUAGGUUUAAAUGAUCAAAA